UGUGCGCAUGCUCGUUGACAGUGUUUAUAUGCAGCAUUUUUACCUUCACCAGCGCAGCGCAGAUCCAGAGAAACGCACAAAGACUCGUUUUACAUUAUUAACAAUGAGCAAGCAAAACGACAUUGAGAAGGAUUUUCUUCAGCCGGAUCUUAAAAAAGAUGGGAAAAGUAAAUAUUUCGAGAAGAUUGGUGUGGUCGUCAAAAAACAUCGUGAUUCACAGAUUGAGUUAAACACAAAGACAGCAGCUAAGCAGGAGAAGUACAGAUUUAGAGUCGGGUCUUUUGAAGAUACAUCAUUCAAACAGUAUCCUGACAUGUUAGGAGAGUGGGAGCAGUUCUACCUACCAGAUGAAAUGAAGAUGAAGGUUUUUGGUGUUCUGGAAGAUUUUCCCUGUGACAGCUCUGAUGAUAAACUGGUGUUGAUGGUGUGUGAGGACGGUAAAGUGUUUGGCUAUGAAGAAGAGAUGCUGCAUGUGGUGGCCGACAACCUGAAUGAGCUCUUUGAAAGUGGGUUUCAGUUUCCAGGCACUAAACAAUUCUACAGAGGCCAAAGCUUUGAGGACGUGACAGGUGAUGAAUGGGAUGAAUUAAAAGAAAGGAGUCAGAUGAUGAAGGAACACAAGAAAUUUUUAAAGAAAGAAGAGCCUUCCUACCUAGCGAGUCUGAAGAGCAUCAUGGAGCCAGAACAUCAACAUGAUCCUGCUCGAAUGGGGGGAGCAGCAAAUGAAGUUGAACCAGUUUUUUAAAGAAGUACAAGAAUCAAGUACAUGGAAUACUGGAGUGUGUAAACUGUUCACUUCACACUUUCUGGAUUGUGGAUAUCAUUCUGAAGACCUACAACAUUCAUGUGUUAAUCAAAAACUGUUCACCUUCACUUGUCAGUAUACUAAUAUGAUAUUAUGUGUGUUUCUCUAUAAAAUCAGUAUAAACACAAUGUGGAAUUAAAUGUACAAUUGUGAUCGGAAUAUUCUAGAUUUAUUCUUAGUAAAUUUCCUCUGUACAGUUUAACUUUGUCAUGUGGUAAAGGACAUAACAUGACUGUUCAAUGAAGAAGCUCAUUCCUCAAAGUUCAGUGAUUAACUGAUCAAUCAACAAGGUCAAUGUUUAUAGAUUAAUCCAUAAACAUCCAUUAAAAGAUAAUUCUGACAGUC
This is a messenger RNA of Trichomycterus rosablanca, 1150 nucleotides long. RefSeq lists its product as uncharacterized. The coding region runs from base 8 to 745 and encodes 245 amino acids. The transcript has 6 exons. The record is from RefSeq and is a predicted model, not a curated record. Lineage: Eukaryota; Metazoa; Chordata; Actinopteri; Siluriformes; Trichomycteridae.